AUGGAGUUUGGCGCUUUUUCUGACAAUUGGGUAAAUAACCAAUCUGAAUUAUUUGGUCUAGGUAAUUAUUGUGUGCCUAAGGGAAAUGAUAGCCAGCAAUCGAAACCUAAAACUAAAAAGAAAUACCCAAGUUCAUUGAGUGCAGCUAAUAUGGACAACGAUUUGGGAAAUGGAAUGCUAUCGCCAAGCUUGGACGAGUUUAAUGUGCUCAUGGCCCCAACUCCAAAGGAUAGUGAAAGGGAUUUGAAUGAUAUCAAUUGGGAUCAAUUGAAUUUGGAUUUUUCUCCAUUUCAAAAGACUUUAAAGGAUUUUUCAGUAAACCAACAUCCACAACAAGGCAAGAGAGUGAUUAGUGGUACCGCUAUAUUCGGUUUCCAAAACCAUGAUAAAUCAUUCCAGUUGCCACAUUCUGAUUUUAACGCAGAGGAAGCUAAUGACAUGCAAAUGGAUGAUGACGCUAAUCUUGACCCAACUGAUGUUAACACUUUGCUAAAACAACAACGUGAGUUACGGUUAGCCUUAGAACAGCAAAAAGAGGCCAAUAUGGAACUAGAAAAACAACUAGAUAGUAUGAAGAGACAGCAGAGUUUGAGCAAUAGUCCUGAACUACAGCAAAACCAAUUUACGUUUAACACUUUGAAAGUCAUCAAUACUCUAGAUGAAGUUGAGCAAAUGUUUAAUAGCGGUGGUGACGAAUUGUUAGAAUCGCCAACUAAGAAGCAGAAGAAGAACAUAAAUAAGAAUUCAAUGGAACAUAUACCAGAGCAUUACAGAAAAUCUAGUAGCACCUUGAGAAAGAUGGGUAACUUAUUUGAAGAACUGAAUUUUGGAAUGAAAGAUUCUAGUGAUGACUCUCUGGGAGUUUUGCAUAAGACUGAUUCUAAUAUUAUUACCUACCAUAAUCAAUUAAUAUCCCCAGCUUUCUCUACGAACUUCAGUCCUAGAAAUUCAAAUAUGGACUUGUCUGAGUCGAUAACGGGAGACCUAAACGAUGGUCUCAAGCUAACAAAUAUAUCAGCUGGCUCGAUGGUGUUAGGUUUAGGUUUACAUUCGGAUAAAAAGGCAUCCGUAAAUGUUAUGUCGUCAAUCCCCGGUUCAACUACUAAUAGUCCUAGAAAAGUUUCAAGUCCUAAAAGGAAAUCGGAAACAUCAAAUGCCAUGGACUCAAACUUUGUGAAUAAAUUUAGCUCUACUUCUAAAUUGAUAUUUACAUCUAAUAAAAACAAUAGAGAAAGUAAAAAGGGAACUUCUGAGGCUGUGUCUAACGAAGAAAUAGAUGAAGUGGUCAAUGAAGCAUCAUCUCCUGUGUUGAAGUCACAAGCUCAACUUAAGAGCAAAAUUCCACAAUUUCAAUUAAAUUUGAUUAAUUCUAAUGGACCAGAUAACUUAAGCCCAGUAAAAAUAACGAGAAAAUUAACAACACUUCCAAGAGGGUCUAUUGAUAUAUAUGUAAAGGAACUAGAGGGUAAAAUGUUUGAAUGUCUUUACCCAGAUUGUGGGAAAACAUUUAAAAGAAGAUAUAAUGUGAGAUCACAUAUUCAAACACAUUUACAAGAUAGACCAUAUAAAUGUGACAUGCCUGGAUGUGAUAAAGGUUUUGUCAGAAAUCAUGAUCUUUUAAGACAUAAAAAAUGUCAUGAAGAAAAAACUUUUGAGUGUCCUUGUGGUAAAAAAUUCAACCGUGAAGAUGCAUUGAUUGUUCACAGGUGUAGAAUGAUAUGUAUCGGUGGUAAACAAUAUGAAAAUAUUGUAAUAAAAAGAUCACCAAGAAAGCGUGGAAGACCAAGAAAAAAUGAAUCAUUAACAGGCACAGCAGAUAAGGAUAAUUUAGAUGGAAAUUCUAGCACGAAACAAGGUGAUUUACUUCAGAAAGAUGUUAUGGGGAAAUUAAAUCUUGAUACCGAAAAGAAUGUAUUUCUGAAUAAAACAUCUAAUUUUAACAUGGAAAAUCCAUCUCUACUACUAUUAUCACAGGAAUCUGUUAAACUGGAAGAAACAGAAAUGGCAGAGUUUGAUAAUUCUAACGUUAAUUUCGAUAUGUAA
This is a messenger RNA of Tetrapisispora phaffii CBS 4417, 2043 nucleotides long. RefSeq names its product C2H2-type zinc finger protein. Gene Ontology annotation, molecular function: RNA polymerase II cis-regulatory region sequence-specific DNA binding; DNA-binding transcription factor activity, RNA polymerase II-specific. Lineage: Eukaryota; Fungi; Ascomycota; Saccharomycetes; Saccharomycetales; Saccharomycetaceae. The record is from RefSeq and is a predicted model, not a curated record. Bases 1 to 2043 code for a protein of 680 amino acids. The transcript has a single exon. Gene Ontology annotation, biological process: regulation of transcription by RNA polymerase II. Gene Ontology annotation, cellular component: nucleus.